UGUAGGUUUUUCUUGUUAUUCCAAGGUAACAAGGUUGGGUUCGAAGUUGGAACGUUUGAGUUGUUGUUGGAAGAUAUUUAGGUACAAAAUAUAAAUGGGAAAUUGGGCAGAAAUUGUGCCAGAUGUUUUGAUUCUGAUUGUGAAUCGAGUAGAUUCGUUUGAAGAUUUUGUUGCUUUUGGUGGUGUAUGCACUUCAUGGCGAUCUGUUGCAGUCAAGCAAAAUUUCAAUACGUCCUCCCCUCAACUUCCCUGGCUCAUGCUCUCUGAAAAAGAAGAAGAAGAAGAAGAAGAAGAAGAAGAAGGCAUUAAUAAUAAUAUGCGUGAAUUUUUCAGUCUAUCGAAAGGCAUGAUUCACAAAGUCCCUCUGCCGGAAGCCAGAGGUAAACGUUGUUUUGAAACACUGGGAUGGUUGGUAACCAUAACAAAAGACGGCGAGAUGGGACUGUUGCAUCCAUUCUCACGCCUUCAAAUUGGGCUUCCCCAUCAAACUACCUUCAAAUAUUUUCACCAGCAUCCGAUGGAUCCUGUGGAUUUCGUAUUCAAGGCAGUUUUAUCUGCAUCCCCUUCUCUUACUCCAACCUACGUACUCAUGGUUAUUCACGGAGCUGCCAAGCACCUCGGUUUUUGGAGACCCGGCGGAGAGAAUUCUUGGACUGUCAUAGAAACCCGUGAUUCCCCGUACGAGGAUGUUAUUUAUUACAAGGGCCAAUUUUAUGCAUUAAAUAAUCAAGGCUCGAUUUUUGUUUGGGACGUUGGGGGUCCUAAUCCAACAGUGGCACGAAAAGUUGGAGGAAUAAAAAGUGAAUUGCUUCGGUGUAUGCAACCCUACAUGGUUGAAUCGGGUGGAGAAUUAUUGGUGGUUGCGCGAUGUGUAAUACAUCCAGGUGACGACACAGACCCAACUUAUGAGACCACUUCCUUUAAAGUGUAUGAGGUUGAUUUGAGCAAGGAGGCGAGAUGGCAAGAGAUUAACAAUUUGGGGGGAAGAGCACUCUUCUUGGGUCACAGUGCUUCCAUCUCUGUUGAUGCCUCUAGGUUUUUCCCAGCAAUCAAGCCCAAUUGUAUAUAUUAUACUGACGAUUACAUGGACAUGUACACAUACCCAGUUGACAACAACCCAGGAGGUGGGAAGGACAUGGGUGUUUACAACUUGGAAGAUGGAAGCAAGGAACCACUCAACUACAAAGGAGAAUCCCUUAGUUAUACUUGUCCUCCAGCUUGGGUCUUGCCUUCUUUCUGAAGUGCUUGUUUCUCUGUUACUCGCUCUUGUGGAGGACGAUCAUGUCCUCUUUUUAAGUUGUUAUUUUCUACAUACACUCAACUUUAGCCAGCCCUUUUUCGAUUAAUUUGUGUUUUUUCUGUUUUGUUUCUAGUCUAGAUUUUGCAAGGGCCCUGGAUUGUAUUGGAUAGUUAUUUAAAUUAUUUGUUAUUAUCAGUGUCUUUAACUUGUUUGCUCGCAAUUCAGUUC
Messenger RNA from Camellia sinensis, 1468 nucleotides. Its product is annotated as putative F-box protein At5g55150. The record is from RefSeq and is a predicted model, not a curated record. NCBI's taxonomy places the organism in Eukaryota, Viridiplantae, Streptophyta, Magnoliopsida, Ericales, Theaceae.